GGCGGCCUUGUCGAGGUGGAGUACCUGCCUGGCUGCGAGGGGUGGGAGUACGUAAAGUACUGCUUCCGCUGCUCGCUCUUCACUCUGGCGACGACCGCUUGGAGCACACACUGCACGUUGCCGCCCGCGGGUCUCUGCACACCUCCCGCUGUGAGUAGGUGACGAUCGUGGACCACUUGUACGGCGUCCAUUUACAGUGGGCGAACGGGAUGGUGGUGGCGUGCCGCGAGCAGCUCGGCGCAGACCACCCUGUCCGCCGCUUCCUGACGCCGUACUAUUUUGGCACCAUCCAAGUCCGCCAGCGGCGAGGGCGCCGCGCACAGACGGAGGAGGGGCGCCAAAGCCACCGCGCUGAUCGAGAGUAGGUGAACCACAUCGCGCGCCACUUGCUGAUCGCGCAGGGCUCGCUCGGCGCGCGCAAUUUUGCCUUCUCGGACGAGGGGUUGCGCGCCGCGUGGCAGGCGGUGCCCGAGGUGAUGGUGGACGGCGCAGAGCUGCGAGGCGGGGGGUGUAGCCGAGAUGUGGUGGCCGAGGGGCGGAGAGAUCGCGAACCCGCCGCCGCCGCGCGCAGCAGCGCCGGAGCCUCGCCCGACCCCGCCCUUCGCCCUCGGCAGGCGAGCUGGGCGACGCCGAGCUGCUGCGCCUCCUCUUCGGCGUGCCAGAGUACUG
Molecule: messenger RNA, 669 nt
Organism: Emiliania huxleyi CCMP1516
Lineage: Eukaryota; Haptophyta; Isochrysidales; Noelaerhabdaceae
Exons: 2
Coding region: 210-365 (51 amino acids)
Source: RefSeq, a predicted model, not a curated record